GGCUCCAGCGGCCUCCAGCACCGGGCGGAAACGGACCGCCCGCCGCACCGCGCCGCACCGCGCCGCGCCGCGCCGCACCGCGCCAAAAGCGCUGCGCCAUGGCGAUGCCUCCGUCGGUGCUGAGCCGCGUGGACGUGCUGGAAUGGCAGCUGCGGGAACUGCGGGCAGAGGCCCAGGCGGCCCAAGGCGCGCACCUGCCGGCCUUGGUGACGCCCUGCUCCAGCCCCCCGCGUGGGGCGAACAGCGCAUCCCAGGUGGAGGAGUCGCACAAAGAGCUGCUGACGGCUCACCGGGAACUGCUGCAGAUGCUCAGCAGCCAGACACAAGGCCAGUCCACUCUGGCGAAGCAGCACCACGAGCUGCUCACAGCUCACAACGAGCUUUUGCAGAAACUCAGCAGGCCCGAGGCUGAGAAGUGCCCCGAGAAGCCUUCGGAGGCGAAGGGCGGCUCCCGGCCCACGGCGAGGCUGCAGAAGGCGAAAACCCGGUACUUGAUCUCCAACGACCAGGGCAUGGUCCCGCCUUCCGAGCCGACCCUCUUGGACAACACCUUGCUCUUCUUGCCGCAGCGGGCAGUGCAGGACUUGAACUUGGAGGCCAACAUGGACGACAAGGGCGACACACAGAAGAGCUUGUGGUUCGGCCGCGUCUGGGAGCUCCGGGCGCUCUUGGAGUGCCUCACGCAGGACAAGAUCACCCGCAGCAAGGAGGAGCAGGAGAGCCUCUCGGAGUUUCGGAAGCGCGAGAUCAAGAUCAAGCUGAAGGACCCCUCGGUGCGGCUGAAGCUGAAGAAGAUCGCGGCCCAUUGGCGCGGCGCCGCCUUCCGCUCGAGGUGCUCCUUCUCGGUGCUGGAGCGCUUGAAGUACUCCUACCUCCGAGGCACCUUGAUCUACGCGCACGGCUCGGGGGGCUGCAGCUGGGACAACUUCCGGAUCUGCCGCAUGAUCGCGGCCAUGGGGAUCCUGGUGAUCGCCCCGGACGGCUUCGCCUACCCCAAGAGCACCGCCAUGGGCGAGAUGAGGCACAAGUCGCUGGCGCCGUUGCAUAAGGCGAGCGAUGACGUGGACUACUGGGCCAACGACUUGCUCUACACGUCUUCGGCCUGUGGAACCUUCAACUACUCCACCAGCGCCGACUCAGUCUUGAAGGAGCCCCAGGACUACAAGGAGCUGUACGAGAAGUGCUACCAGCUGCGCCGGUCUGAGCUCCACUUCACCAUCGCUCGGCUGCCCAGGUGGGUCUUGUCCCAGGGCUUCUUUUUGGGCGGAACCUCAGAGGGUGCCAUGACGGUGGCCCGCUUCGACGACCAGCGCUACGGGGAGAUGGUCAUUGGGAGGUUUAUCAAUUCCUUCAGCAUCGAAUACUGCUACUUCACCCCGGAGCGUGAGGCAGGGCUCAUCGGGGGCCAGCUGGAUGUGCCCACGCUGAACAUCAUCGGCACCAAGGACCAGUACUUCGGCCCCGUGGAGAGCGUGGCGAAGGUGGUGGCCGUGAACGGCGUCACGGGAUACGGAGACAAGAACUUGACGGGGAACGGGUACAAGACCAUGGUCCGCCAGGGUCUGGAUAUUGGCCUGGUAUGUGUCCUGGAGGACGGAGUGCACUCGCCCUGCGAAACCCACGACAACUUCCUGCGGCAGCUCUUUAACACCUUCUUCUCCAGGACGGGCUCCAUCUGGGAGCUGCACAUGAUCUGGCAGGCCGACCCGACCAUGGCAGCUCUGGUGGAGCUGGUGGCUACCACGGCAUCUGGCGAUGGUACUGAGGGCAAGAACGUGACGCAGUUGUUUGUGCCGAAGAUGAAGUUCCCGAACCACAUGACGCUGCGAGAGGUGGAGCUCCUGCGAGCCCUGCACCACACGGACGAGAUCGCAGCGGCCAUGGAGGUGGAGAAGACGCUCAUGGACACCAAGAUGAAGGAGAUCAAGGAGCAGCUGGACAGGGCGCGGCAGGAGGCAGCCACACAGCGGAACCGCCACAUCAAGCUGAAGAGUACCAAGUACUACUACGCCAGGGACAAGCUGGCGAUCAAGUGCAAAUGGAUCCAAUGGGUGCAGAGACACACCUAGUUUCUAUUGACUGCGCAAAGCUCGUGGUCGCAUUUCUCAGGGAGCUCUGCCGAAGGCAGCAGCUGCAGUUUCUAGGUAG
Messenger RNA from Effrenium voratum, 2148 nucleotides. NCBI's taxonomy places the organism in Eukaryota, Dinophyceae, Suessiales, Symbiodiniaceae. The record is from the annotation of a GenBank genome assembly.